ACCCGGUGACCGGCAGCGUUAGGAAGGAGGCUGGUGCAUGUGGGCUCUCCGCUCCGUACUGCUGUUGCGCUCCGCGGCCGGGCGCGCCAUGUCGCAGGGACCCGCCCGCCGCCAGCGGCCGCCCAAGGACCCGCUGCGGCACCUGCGCACGCGGGAGAAGCGCGGCGCGGCGUGGGAGCCCGGGGGACCGAACACCGUGUACCUGCAGGUGGUGGCGGCCGGCGGCCGGGACGUGGGCGCGGCGCUCUACGUGUUUUCCGAGUACAACCGGUACCUCUUCAACUGUGGAGAAGGCGUGCAGAGGCUCAUGCAGGAGCACAAGUUGAAGGUGGCUCGUUUGGAUAAUAUAUUCCUGACCCGGAUGCACUGGUCUAACGUGGGGGGGUUGUGUGGAAUGAUUCUUACCUUAAAGGAAACCGGCCUCCCGAAGUGUGUGCUUUCUGGACCUCCACAACUGGAAAAAUACCUAGAAGCUAUCAAGAUAUUUUCUGGUCCAUUGAAAGGAAUAGACCUGGCUGUGCGGCCCCACUCGGCACCAGAAUAUAAGGAUGAGACCAUGACCGUCUUCCAGGUUCCCAUAUACAGUGAGCAGAAGUGUGGAGGGCGCCAGGCAUCACCGAGCCCAGAGCGACUCAGUCCAGGACGGUCUUUGGAUUCCGGAUCCGCUGAAAACGAGCAGCACCUUCCAGAUGGUAUUGGCCAGAAAAAGAGCGGCAGGGACCCCUCCUUGGUUGUAGCUUUCAUCUGUAAGCUUCACGUGAAGAAGGGAAACUUCCUGGUGCUCAAAGCCAAGGAGCUGGGCCUGCCAGUUGGGACAGCUGCCAUCGCUCCCAUCAUUGCUGCUGUCAAGGAUGGGAAGAGCAUCACUUACGAGGGCAGAGAGAUUCUGCCCGAAGAGAUCUGUACUCCUCCAGAUCCUGGUCUUGCUUUUGUUGUGGUAGAAUGUCCGGAUGAAGGAUUCGUUCAACCCAUCUGUGAGAACGCCACCUUCAAGAGGUACCAAGGCCAUGCCGACGCCCCUGUGGCGCUGGUGGUUCACAUGGCCCCACAGUGUGUGCUUGAGGACCCCAGAUAUCAGCAGUGGAUGGAGAGGUUUGGGCCCGCCACCCAGCACCUGGUCCUGAACGAGAGCUGCCCGUCCGUCCACAAUCUCCGCAGCCACAAGAUCCAGACGCAGCUGAGCCUCAUCCACCCCGCCAUCUUCCCCCCGCUCGCCACCCCCCAGCGCCAGGAGGAACACGCCGCCCUCCCUGUGCCCACAGUCCGGGGCGAAUGUCUCCUCAAGUACCAGCUCCGUCCGCGGAGGGAGUGGCAGAGGGAUGCUGUUGUUGUCUGCAAUCCCAGUGAAUUCAUUGCUGAGGCCCUGGAGCUCCCCAACUUCCAGGAAAGCGUGCAGGAGUACCGCAAGGCCGCACAGGCCAGCCCAGACCCAGCAGAGAAGAGAACCCAGUAUCCAGAAAUCGUCUUCCUUGGGACGGGCUCCGCCAUCCCGAUGAAGAUCCGAAACGUCAGUGCCACACUUGUGAACAUAAGCCCUGACAGGUCGCUGCUCCUGGACUGUGGCGAAGGCACGUUUGGGCAGCUGUGCCGUCACUACGGAGACGAGGUGGACAGGGUCCUGAGCACCCUCACCGCUGUGUUUGUGUCUCACCUGCACGCGGAUCACCACACGGGCUUGCUCAAUAUCCUGCUGCAGAGAGAACGGGCUCUGGCAUCCCUGGGGAAGCCGUGUCCCCCGCUGCUGGUGGUGGCCCCGACCCAGCUCAAGGCCUGGCUCCAGCUGUACCACAACCAGUGCCAGCAGCUGCUGCAGCACGUGAGCCUGAUUCCUGCCAAGUGCCUUCAGAAAGGAGCGGAGGUCUCUAGCCCCGCCGUUGAAAGACUGAUGGGUUCGCUGCUGGAGGCGUGUGAGCUGGCCGAGUUUCAGACCUGCCUGGUGCGGCACUGCAAGCACGCUUUUGGCUGCGCGCUGGUCCACACGUCCGGCUGGAAAGUGGUCUACUCCGGGGACACCAUGCCCUGCGAGGCCUUGGUCCAGAUGGGGAAGGACGCCACCCUCCUGAUACAUGAGGCCACGCUGGAAGACGGCCUGGAGGAGGAGGCCGUGGAAAAGACACACAGCACCACGUCCCAGGCGAUUGGCGUGGGGGUGCGGAUGAACGCGGGGUUCACCAUGCUGAACCACUUCAGCCAGCGCUACGCCAAGGUGCCCCUCUUCAGCCCCGACUUCAGCGAGAAAGUGGGGAUCGCCUUUGACCACAUGCAGGUCUGCUUCGGGGACCUCCCGACAGUGCCCAAGCUGACCGCGCCGCUAAAAGCCCUGUUUGCCGGUGACAUCGAGGAGAUGGAGGAGCGCAGGGAGAAGCGGGAGGUGCGGCUGGCGCGGGCGGCCCUGCUGUCCCAGGAGCAGGUGGCCCGCCCUGAGGACGGGAUGUCCCCACACAAGCGGGCCCUUGCAGAGCAGCCUCAGAGCCCACAGAGCAAGAAAGUCAGGGCACAGUGAGGGCGCGGGAGGGACCCGGGACUCGGGAGGCCGGCAUCCUUCGCGUGGCACGGAAUGGGCUCCUGGCCUGGUGGGAGGCAGAGGGCUCCGCUCAACGGGGAGGCACUGGGGCGCAGGGCGGU
Messenger RNA from Lontra canadensis (Northern American river otter), 2625 nucleotides. RefSeq names its product elaC ribonuclease Z 2 (gene ELAC2). The coding region runs from base 38 to 2503 and encodes 821 amino acids. The record is from RefSeq and is a predicted model, not a curated record. Gene Ontology annotation, biological process: mitochondrial tRNA 3'-end processing. Gene Ontology annotation, cellular component: mitochondrion. Gene Ontology annotation, molecular function: 3'-tRNA processing endoribonuclease activity. The transcript has 24 exons. Lineage: Eukaryota; Metazoa; Chordata; Mammalia; Carnivora; Mustelidae.